Molecule: messenger RNA, 2268 nt
Organism: Gossypium raimondii (Peruvian cotton)
Lineage: Eukaryota; Viridiplantae; Streptophyta; Magnoliopsida; Malvales; Malvaceae
Product: splicing factor U2af large subunit B
Exons: 13
Coding region: 162-1877 (571 amino acids)
Biological process (GO): mRNA processing
Cellular component (GO): nuclear speck; U2AF complex; U2-type prespliceosome
Molecular function (GO): pre-mRNA 3'-splice site binding; poly-pyrimidine tract binding
Source: RefSeq, a predicted model, not a curated record
AAAUUCCUGUGGGCUGCUGCUGCUGCUGCUUCGUCUUCCUCUUCAUUUUCUUAUUCUUGUCGACAGAUUUUGGGGUUUGGGAUUUUCGCGAUUGAGAUUCGAAGUUUCAAAAUUUACAUUCAAAGCUUGAAAACAGGGAACCUUCUUUUUAUUUUUUUUAAAUGACUGAUUGCGAAGAAACGCGGCAUCAAGGAAACGGCGAUAACCUCGAAAACAGUUACGGCGGAGGGUCUUCUCCUCAGCCUCGUUCUGACAAUCAAAAAGAUUCUAAAUCUCAGCAUGGAUCUCGGGAUUAUGAGAGAGAGUCCUCUAGAAGUAGGGAAAAGGAGAGAGAGAGAGUGCAUGACAAGGAAAGGGAAAAGGAUCGUGAUCGCCAUAGGGAUAGGGAUAGGGACCGAGAAAAGGAUCGUGAUCGGGACCGCCAUCACAGAGAUCGUCAUAGGGAUCGUAGUAGGGAGCGUAGUGAGAGGAGGGAUCGGGGAAGAGACAGGGAUGAUGAUGAUUAUUACCGUAGUCGAGACUAUGACAGAAGAAGGGACUAUGACAGAGACAGGAAGGACAGGCCUGGGCGCAGCUCCCAAUCCCAUUCAAGGGGUAGAUCUGAACGCAGAUCAAAGUCAAGAUCUCGUUCUCGCUCACGCUCACGCUCAAAGAGUAAAAGAGUUAGUGGCUUUGACAUGGCCCCUCCAACUUCAGCAAUGUUAGCUGCUGGUGCUGCAGCAGCUGCUACUGCAGGUCAGAUUCCUGGGACUAGCCCGACCUUACCUGGAGUAUUCCCUAGCAUCUUUCCUCUUGCAACCACUCAGCCUUUUGGUGCUCUGCCUGUUAUGCCAGUUCAGGCAAUGACUCAGCAGGCUACUAGGCAUGCUCGUCGGGUCUAUGUUGGAGGGCUUUCUCCUACAGCCAAUGAACAGUCUGUUGCGACAUUCUUCAGCCAAGUCAUGGCUGCAAUUGGUGGAAACACUGCUGGUCCAGGUGAUGCUGUUGUUAACGUCUACAUAAACCAUGAAAAGAAGUUUGCUUUUGUAGAGAUGAGAUCUGUCGAGGAGGCCAGUAAUGCAAUGGCUUUGGAUGGGAUAAUAUUCGAGGGAGCACCUGUGAAGGUGAGGAGACCUAGUGACUACAAUCCCUCGCUUGCUGCAACUCUUGGCCCAAGCCAGCCCAGUCCCAAUCUUAAUCUAGCUGCUGUGGGUCUAACUCAGGGCACUUCUGGUGGACUUGAGGGUCCAGACCGCAUAUUUGUUGGUGGGCUUCCUUACUACUUCACAGAAGCACAGAUCCGCGAGCUAUUGGAGUCCUUUGGGCCUCUUCGAGGGUUUGAUCUGGUAAAAGAUAGAGAAACUGGAAACUCGAAAGGCUAUGCCUUUUGUGUUUAUCAAGACUUGUCAGUUACAGAUAUAGCUUGUGCUGCUCUAAAUGGAAUUAAAAUGGGUGAUAAAACUCUCACCGUUAGGCGAGCAAACCAGGGUGCUACCCAGCCUAAACCUGAGCAAGAGAGUAUACUCCAGCACGCACAACAGCAGAUUGCUUUGCAGAGGCUUAUUUUGCAACCACAAGGGGUGCCUACGAAGGUUGUUUGCUUGACUCAAGCACUUAAUGUGGAUGAUCUCAUGGAUGAUGAGGAGUAUGAAGACAUUGUGGAAGACAUGAGGCAAGAGGGUGGAAAAUAUGGUGAAUUAGUGAAUGUUGUCAUUCCACGCCCAAAUCCAAAUGGAGAACCAUCCCCAGGCGUAGGGAAGGUAUUUCUGGAGUACUCAGAUGUCGAAGGUUCCAAAAAAGCCCAAGUGGCUAUGAAUGGUCGGAAAUUUGGUGGGAAUCAAGUUAUUGCUGUCUACUAUCCGGAGAGCAAGUUUGCAGAGAGGGAGUACGAUGGCUAAUUUUUAUAUGAACUCUUCUUAGCAUUGUGAUUCUCCAUGUUCAGUUGAUUCACAUUGUGACAUAAUAUAUGUUAAAACUUAGUUGAGAUGAAUGUGGAGAUUAUUUCUGAUUCUGAAGCCUUUGUUGAACCGUAUAUUUCAUAAGGUUCAUUUCAGGGGUGACUCAUAGCAAGUCUUUCUAUUGCUGGGACAGUUGGGUGAUUUUGGCCGUCAGAUUUCCAUAAUAUUUAGGCUUUGGGAACUUUUUGGUUUACGGUAGAUGAUUCAGAAUUUUUUUUCUCUUUUAUUCUUCUUGUUACUACUACUACUAGAAUGUUUUUCAGUUCAUGCUUCAGGUUGGGUUGAUUAUUUAUUUAUAUCAAAUUAUAGAGUAAAAAUAUGUUGCAAGUCA